GAUGGUGUACGUGCUGGUUGGUUUGGUCAGCCUCCCUCUGCUGGUCACCGUGCUGUGGCUGCUGCGCCAGUUGUGGCGCAUGCUGGCCUCCUGCGCCGGCCGGGGCUGCCCCGCCACAGCGCGCUGCGCCAGUCGGCCCGACCACGGCCUGGAGGAGGUCGUGAUCAUACCCGCCGACCACCAGUUGCACUGCUCAGUUCCUCAUCUGAAGGAACAGGGCGUGCCGUCUUCUAGCAGUGCCCUGCUGCGUGAUGGGCCACUACCAUCUUCUCAAGAACAACACCAGUUUUCACCUGCUUCUCUGAUGGAAGAGAUGUUGCUUGCGUCGACUCGUGAACAGAUGCAGAGUGCAUCAACACCUCAGCUGUACGACUGCUCACUUGCCUCUUCUCGCGAGCAGAUGAUGUCUACUUCUGCUCCUCUGGACGAAGAGGUGAUGCUGAUGUCCAUCCAUGACCAGCUGCAGGUGGAAUAUAGGGAACUGGUGACCAGCCACCACCAAAUGCUCUUGUAUUCAACGGCUCCUCAAGCGGAAUGCGUUAAGGGGUUAUUCGUUGAUGACCAGUCUCCUAGCCGUCACACAGAAGAGACGGAACUAGAGGCCACAUGCGACCAGGAUCAAGCGGUGCUUUCACCUCCGAUGCAGGAUUUGGAAGCGUUUUCCAUCCCUGAUGCCUUCGCUCCUGCCGAUGCCGACAGUGACAACCCACAGUAUCCCCAGGAGUCAGGGAAAAUCAGCUUUAUGAAAUCAACCUUAUCAGCAGUUAUGACAGCCAGCAUCUCUGGCCUUAGGUUACUGCAAAGGACGUGGUUGGUUUUGGCUUCUAUUACACCCUAUUGGCUCCACGGCAUCACUCAACACCGAAACAUCCAGCUUACUUAUCGGAGAGAAGUGGGGGAGGUGUUUAAUGCUUACCCUCCCGAACACCGACAAAAAUCGCUAUUGUCUCCGAGAGAAGAGGCCUUUGAAUUUUAUUCUCUUGAACAACUGGUAGUCGACACAUCGUUUCCGAGGAAAGAGGUAUGUGAGACCUAUCCCCCCGAGCAGCUGCAUGAGUCACCAUCAUCGCCAAGGGAAGAGGCCUUUGAAAAUUAUCCUUCUGAGCAGCUGCAAGAUUCACCAUCAUCUUUGAAGGAAGAGGUCUACGAGACUUAUCCUCUUGAACAGCUGCAAGCAUCAACAUCAUCUUCAAGGGAAAGGGCUGUUGAUGCUUAUCCUUCCGAGCAGCUGCAAGACUCACCAUUAUCUUUGAGGGAAGAUGUCUAUGAGACGUAUCCUCCCGAGCUGCAUGAAGCACCAUUAUCCCCAUGGGAAGAAACCUUUGACACCUAUCCUCCCGAGCAGCUGCAAGAUUCGCGAUUAACUUUGAGGGAAGAUGUCUAUGAGACUUAUCCUCUUGAACAGCUGCAAGCAUCAACAUCAUCAAGGGAAAGGGCUGUUGAUACUUGUUCUCCCGAGAAGCUGCAAGACUCACCAUCAUCUUUGAGGGAAGAGGUCUAUGAGACAUAUCCUACCGAGCUGCAUGAAGAACCAUUAUCUCCAUGGAAAGAGACUUUAUUCACUUAUUCUCCCGAGCAGCUGCAAGAUAAGCGAUUAACUUUGAGGGAAGAUGUCUACGAGACUUAUCCUUUUGAAGAGCUGCAAGCCUUAACAUCAUCUUCAAGGGAAGGGGCCUUUGAUGCUUAUCCUCCCGAGCAGCUGCAAGAGUUUCCAUUCCCUUUGAAGGAAGAGGUCUAUGAGACAUAUCCUACCGAGCUGCAUGAAGCACCAUUAUCUCCAUGGGAAGAAACCUUUGACACCUAUCCUCCCGAGCAGCUGCAAGAUUCGCGAUCACCUUUGAGGGAAGAGGUCUACGAGACUUAUCCUUUUGAAGAGCUGCAAGCCUCAACAUCAUCUUCAAGGGAAGGGGCCUUUGAUGCUUAUCCUCCCGAGCAGCUGCAAGAGUUUCCAUUCCCUUUGAAGGAAGAGGUCUAUGAAACAUAUCCUCCAGAGCAGCUGCAUGAGUCACCAUCAUCUCUGCAGGAAGAGGCCUUUGAGAAGUAUCCUUCUGAAAACCUAAAUGUAUCGACAUUGUCUCCAAAAAAAGAGGUCUUUGUGACUUAUUCUCUUGAACCGCUGCAAUCAUCGACAUCAUUUCCGAGGGAAGAUGUGAAUGAGACUCAUUCUUCCGAAAAGCUGCAAGUGGUAUCACCAAACAUUAAAAACAAAAGUUCUGUGACCUUUACCUACUAUAAGCUACAACUACCACCGUUUCCUCCACAUCUAGUUCCUUUGAAAGAAGUGCUGUAUGAAACAUUUCCUCCUUUGAAAGCUGAUAUUGUCACUACCCCUUCAGAAUAAAGAGUAAAUUUUGCGAUAAUCCAAUGACCGAGUUUCUAUCGCCCCUUAAGGACCAUUUCCUAGACCAAAUGCACAUGUAAUUCUCUUUUCCAUGGGUGAGUGGUAAUAGUACCACUGACAUGCAUACUUUCCCAAGAAGCAAUUUGAGGUCACAGUAGCCUUUUCGUCAACUGAAUGGUUACGGUGAGCCUUAGAACAUCAGCGUACAAUGUACAACGAUUCAAAAGGAACAUUACGACAGCUUCGAUGCCAAACCGAUUGAUCUAAUGAUUCUGUAGAACUAAAUUGCCGCUGUGAUCUAUAAGUCGAAAAAGGGACUGGGGCAUUCCAAAAAGGAUAAUUUUUUUGUGAACUCAACUCUAAAUGUUCUACUUAUCUUAAACCAUUUCUUUACAAAUAAAAA
Bacillus rossius redtenbacheri is the source of this 2744-nucleotide messenger RNA. RefSeq names its product adhesive plaque matrix protein-like. The transcript is spliced from 2 exons. The record is from RefSeq and is a predicted model, not a curated record. The coding region runs from base 2 to 2341 and encodes 779 amino acids. NCBI's taxonomy places the organism in Eukaryota, Metazoa, Arthropoda, Insecta, Phasmatodea, Bacillidae.